Molecule: messenger RNA, 603 nt
Organism: Camelina sativa (false flax)
Lineage: Eukaryota; Viridiplantae; Streptophyta; Magnoliopsida; Brassicales; Brassicaceae
Biological process (GO): telomere maintenance; DNA repair
Molecular function (GO): DNA helicase activity
Source: RefSeq, a predicted model, not a curated record
AUGGAUGAUACUAAUCUACUGAUUGUUGAUGAGAAAGACUAUGAUCGGGCUGAGCAGCAAGAAAAACAUGAUACAUGGAUAAAGUCUAUGACAGACGAGCAAAAACAAAUAUAUGCUGAGAUCAUGGAAGCAGUGGUUAAUGACAUAGGAGGGGUGUCCUUUGUUUAUCAUUUUGGAGGAACUGAUCAAGCACAACUGGUGACCAAAGCAUCUUUGUUUAUAUGGGAUGAAGCUCAAAUGAUGAGCAAACACUGUUUUGAACCGUUAGAUAGAAUUUUGUCGGAUAUUAUAAAAGGAGAAGGUAAUCGACCUUUUGGUGGGAAAGUUGUUGUAUUUGGAGGAGAUUUCAGACAAGUGGUACCCAUCAUCCCGAAUGCUGGAAGAGCAGAAAUAUGUAUGAGUGCACUAAAUACUUCUUAUUUAUGGGACCAUUGUAAAGUAUUGAGGUUGACAAAGAAUAUGAGGCUUCUUGCGAAGAAUUUGAAUCCCACGGCUGCAAAGGAAAUCAAGGAAUUCUCAGAUUGGAUACUGAAAGUUGGUGAUGGAAAUAUUGCAGAACCAAAUGAAGGCGAAGUGAUGAUAGAUAUCCACGGGAGUUUUUAA